AUGAUGGAUCUGAUCAUCUACCAUUGGUACGACCUUGGUAUCAUAUCUGGUAUCAUCAUGAUCAGAUACUAUCGUGCCAAUUAUCGAACUCUUCAGACAUCUCAAAAACUUCUGAUAGCCAAUUUCCUCGCCCUAAUUUUCCAUCAAUUCGAAGAGUACCGAUUCCCAGGAGGAUUUCCCGCUAUUAUGAACAUCGCUGUGCAGUCAAGCGAUGCUCCUGAUCGAUACCCUCUUAAUGCCUAUUCUGGGAUGAUCACUAAUGUCAUCGCGACCUAUGGUCUAUAUCUCCCUGUGAUCUUCUUCCCGGACGUCGUCUGGCUCGGCCUUACAUCUGUCCUAUUUGGAUUUGCACAAGUGUGGAUCCACGGCAUAAUGAUCAACAUAAAACUUGGCAGUAUCUACAACCCUGGACUUACAGCUGUGGUUCUAGGGUUUGUUCCAAUUGGACUCAAGUAUAUCCGACAUAUGCAAGAAAUUGGCAUGCUGACAACCCGAGAUUGGAUCUUUGCAACCCUUGGGGCGGUAGCAUUUGGUUAUGGCCUUCUCAUAAAGAGUACUUUUGGCUGGUUACCUGAUUACGAAACAUUGUAUCCUUUCACGCAAGCUGAGAUGCAACGAUGGGGCGCCAGGCUUGCAGGAAUGGUUUAG
Messenger RNA from Penicillium atrosanguineum, 648 nucleotides. RefSeq names its product HXXEE domain-containing protein. The coding region runs from base 1 to 648 and encodes 215 amino acids. NCBI's taxonomy places the organism in Eukaryota, Fungi, Ascomycota, Eurotiomycetes, Eurotiales, Aspergillaceae. The transcript has a single exon. The record is from RefSeq and is a predicted model, not a curated record.